AUGGAUCCACCUCCACCUAAUGAUCAAGCUUACCAUAGUUAUAUACCAUACAGAAGAAAUCCUUAUUAUCCUUCACAACCCCAACCUCCAUACGCACCGCCUCAAUACUAUCAUAACUACCAUUUUCCUUACCCACCGUCUUUUCCAUAUUCAAUACCUCCACCACCUAUUUAUUACCAUGAACAAGCUUACGUAACUCAGCACUUUCAACCCCCAAGAUAUCCUGCUCAUGAAAUGCCUUCAUAUUACCCUCCAACGCACUUUGACGAGCCAAAUUAUCCGAAUUCUGAAGAUUUUCCGAGCAGUGACCCAACCACGAGAUCCACACGCGUGUGUGCCGGCGUGGGAGCUCUCUGGAACAAAUCCACGCCGAGUCACACGCGUGGUGAUGACGUGGACAGAGCCAACACCUGUACUUAUUCUUCUACUUCCAUAGAACCGCCUCUGUCGCCCGAAAGCAACCAAACCACCCUCGAGCAACGCUUAAAUGACUUUAUACGAGAAACGAGGGAGGAGAAUGCUAAACUUAAAGAGACUAUCACUAAAGAAAUGCUGGGAGAAAUUCAAGAACUUCGCCACGAAACACUCUCACCGCUCCAAACGGUUGAGAGUACACUCGCAAAGAUUAUGGAAAUGAUCCAAUCCCAGGGAGAAACAGAUGUGAAUGCCGUAACACUGAGAAGCGGGAGAACACUUCCAGAAGUUGUUCCACCCCCACCGCAAUCUAUUCCAACAGAAGAACCAAGGUUGAAUAAUGAAGAGACUUCCAACUCGAAGCAAGUCGAACGAACACCUGAAGAAGAACUCAGCAGGGAAGAAAUGCAACCACAACCCUCUCGAAAAGGAAAAGAAAUCAUGGAAAAACCACCACCUGUGCCGAAAGCUAAACUUCCGUUCCCUCAAAGAUUCCGCACUGACAUUGACAACGCCAAGUACGAUAAGUUCUUACAAAUGCUACGCCAAUUACACAUUGACAUGUCAUUCAUUGAUGCACUAGGAGAAAUGCCGAGGUAUGCCAAAUUCCUUAAAGAUCUUUUAUCUAACAAAAAGAGAUUGGCUAAAAUUGCUACUGUUGUGCUAGGAGAAGAAUGUUCUGCUAUAUUACAUAAGGAUGUGCCUAAGAAGUUAAAAGAUCCUGGAAGUUUCACUAUACCUUGUAAUAUAGGAGGCACUACUUUUAAUAGAGCCUUGGCAGACCUAGGUGCUAGCAUUAAUUUGAUGCCUUUUGCGUUAUACCGGAAAUUGAAUUUAGGAACUCUUAAGCCUACACGCAUGUGCAUUCAAUUAGCUGACCGAUCCACCAAGUACCCUAGGGGUAUAGUGGAAGAUGUUUUGGUCCGAGUCGAUAAAUUUAUUUUUCCAGUGGACUUUGUGAUCUUAGAUAUGGACCUAGAUGUGGAAAUUCCUCUCAUCUUGGGCAGACCUUUCUUGGCAAUCGCUAGAGCUUUAAUAGAUGUGGGGGAAAACAAACUCGUUAUCCGUGUAGGAGAUGAGUCCGCCAGCUUCGACGUAACCAAAAUCAUGAAGUAUCCUCUAGAUGGGGAUGGAUACUUUUUCGUCGACUACGUGCAUGAUGAAAUAGACUAUCUAUGUGAAGUGCCCAAAGCCAAGAGGCAUGAUUUUAAUCGGGAAUGUCCCAUAGGAGCUAAAAAUUGUAAUGAAAGGAAGGAGUUACUAGUUGUCAUCGCGACAGAUCUCUCAGAAAAACAAAAAGAACAACUGCUAACAGUGCUAAAAAGAAACAAAGAAGCUAUAGGUUGGAAGAUGACUGGCUUGAAAGGGAUUAAUCCGGCCAUCUGCACACAUAAAAUUGUAUUGGAAGAAGGAUCCAAACCAGUAGCACAGCCGCAACGCCGACUUAACCCGAACACGUUCGAAGUCUUGAAAAACAAGGUGAUCAAACUUAUGGAUGUCAGAAUGAUUUAUCCUAUUUCGGAUAGCACAUGGGUCAGUCCGACUCAUGUGGUACCGAAAACAGGAGGAAUCACAGUCACUGAGAAUGAUAACAAGGAAUUGAUUCCUACAAGAAAGAUAACUGGAUGGAGAGUUUGUAUUGACUAUAGCAAGCUCAACGAAGCCACUCGAAAAGACCACUUUCCAUUACCCUUUAUAGAUCAAAUGAUUGAGAAAAUUUCAUUGGUGAUUUUAUGGAAUUUUUCAUGGACGAUUUCACAAUUUUUGGAGAAACUUUCUAAGAAUGCCUUGGAAAUCUGGAAAAGGAGAUUUAUAAAGGACUUCUCAAAAAUCGCAAGGCCGUUGACUAAACUGUUGGAAAAGGAUGCUACUUUUGAAUUAAAUGAAGAUGCUAUGAAAGCAUUCCAGAAUUUAAAGGAUGCUAUGGUACAUACUCCGAUUCUUGUAGGACCAAAAUGGGAUCAACAAUUUGAGUUGAUGUGCGACGCGAGCAAUUUUGCAGUUGGAGUUGUGCUAGGGCAGAAAAACGACAAGAAAUUUCAGCCUAUUGCCUACGCUAGGUCAUCAUUCAUACUGAUCAUGCGGCUAUCAGAUUUCUUAUGUCUAAACCCUAAGCAAAGCCAAGUGAUCAGAUCGAUUCUUCUAUUGCAAGAAUUUGACGUGACUAUUGUGGAUCGAAAAGGAGUUGAAAACAGUGCAGCAGAUCAUCUGUCAAGGUUAGAGAAUGAGAAAGGACAAGAUAUGAUUGGAGAUGUAAAUGAAUAUUUUCCUGAAGAGAAAUUGAUGGGUCUCUAUCUCACACCUUGGUAUGCUGAUCUGGCAAACUACCUUGUAGGAGGAGAAUUACCGGAAUUCUUGGAUACGCACGCCUGA
Messenger RNA from Ipomoea triloba (trilobed morning glory), 2787 nucleotides. RefSeq lists its product as uncharacterized. Bases 1 to 2787 code for a protein of 928 amino acids. NCBI's taxonomy places the organism in Eukaryota, Viridiplantae, Streptophyta, Magnoliopsida, Solanales, Convolvulaceae. The record is from RefSeq and is a predicted model, not a curated record. The transcript is spliced from 5 exons.